CCCAAUUCGAACGAUAGUUGUUUGAAAAAAGUUGUAUUUAGUUGGAACUGGAAGGACCCCGAUUGAUUUAUCAGGAAAAUGGCUGACGAAGAAGAGGGAUUUUUCUCGUAUUUCCCUGACGAUUUCAAGGAAUAUAUGUACAAGGAACUCAACUGGUUGCCCAAGUUUUAUGAAACUUUUAUGGCAAAAUAUUUGAAUGGAGUGGUUUUCUGGAGCCGAGAAGACGACGAACCCGAACGUCUUUCUUCUACUCUCCCCGACGGCGAUAUUUUCAACUUAAACAAGAUCAUCAGAGAUUUGCUUUGCACAAUUAUACAGCAUUGGAUUGGUAGGCCGAUACUAGUUCAAUUUUGGGCACCCAUAACAACAAAAGAGGGCCGGUCUUUUCUUACAACUCGAAGCCAACCUUUCUCUCUAGCAUCACUUAUUUAUGAUGGACAUGAUAUUCUUGAUAUUUAUGGACUUUGUCGGUAUAGGAUGAUCUGUAUGGAUUCUAAAUUUGACAUUGAUUUGGAUGGGGGGAACACUUGUGAACAACACCUUCCUGCCCGAGUGUUCAAGCAUCAAUUCCCCGAAUCCACUCCUAAUGUCGAGUUUUACUCUAUCACAGAGUAUCCACAGCGUGACGAUGCUCUACGUUGCGGACUCCGAGAAUCUUUCGCUUUCCCAGUCUUUGAAUCUUCUACCCAAAGGUGUGUUGGCGUAAUGGAAGUAGUGACACUAGAGGAAGACCUUGGAUUUCUAAUUUGUAGCAGCAAUUUUCUAAUUUGUAGCAGCUAUUUUCGGAACGAUAUGUAUAUAGAUUUUGAGGAGUUUGGUCUGAAAUGUUCAGUUGUAUUUGAUCACGAGGACAUGGAAUUAGAUGAGGAUGAAAAUGAAGCUCGUAUAAUUGCCUUGGUUGAAAUCGAGAAUGUGUUGAAAAUGGUAUGUGAUGUUCAUGAUUUACCUUUAGCUCAGGCAUGGGUCCCAUGCAAGGUAGGUUGGCCAUGCAGGGCUCUGGUUGAUGGUGACAUCCUUGGUGUAAGUUGUUAUUACAAGAAAGAUGACUAUGGUGAAGAUGUAGAUGCUUUUCGUCGUAUCAGUUCUUUGUUUCACUUAAAGAAUGGGGUGGGGGUUGUUGGGAGAGCACUUUUGUCCACUAAUAUGAUAUUCUGCAGGGAUGUAACUCAAUUUAGCCUCACUGAGUACCCAUUGGCACACUAUGCACGAAAGGCUGCAUUAAGCGGUUGCUUCGCAAUAUGCUUGGAGAGCAAUUACACUGGAAAUGACGUUUACGUGCUAGAGUUUUUUAUGCCGAUGAGCAACAAUGCCAGUGAAGACCCACAUACCUCAUUAGGGAAAAUAUUGGAAACAAUGAGGAAAAAUUUUCGUUGUCUUAGGGUUGCUUCUAGAGAAGAACUUGGGGAAGAAUUACAUAUUGAAGAUAUUACUAUUCAAAAUGGUGAAAAACUUGAUCCUGUUCAAAUCCCCCAAACCACUAUAUCUUUGCCUCUGUUGGAACUCUCACAAAGUGAAGUUGAGGUAAUGCAAGUGGAUUCAUCAGAUCAACAAUUAGAGAAUGCCAUAAAUACUGGAAGCAAUGUUUUUGGUACAGGACAUAACAGCAUUGCUAUUACUUGUACACAAGAGAAAGACACAGUGAAGGCGUCAAAAAGAAAAGGCAACAAAUCUGGAGGCACAGUAAAGGCGUCAACAAGAAAAGGCAACAAAUCUGGAGGCACAGUAAAGGCGUUAACAAGAAAAGGCGACAAAUCUGGAGGCACAGUAAAGUCAUCAGACAGAGAAGACAAUAAAAAGGGAGUUAAAAUUGGAAUUUCCUUAGAAGAAAUCCUACAAACUUCAGAAAUGAAACUUGAGGAUGCUGCCCAAAGCCUCGGAGUUAGCAAAUCUACAUUGAAGCGUGUAUGUAGGGGUUAUCGUAUCAAGAAGUGGCCAUCUCGCAAGAAAAACAAGGUUGUUUGCUCUCAGCUCAAUGAAUCGGCCCUGUGUGUUGAUCUGGGACAAAGCUCUCAAUUGAAUCUUGAUGAUCUUCCUUCUGCUCAACUCUCAGCUACUACAGGAAAGACGUCAACAAGAAAAGGCGACAAAUCUGGAUACACAGUAAAGUCAUCAGACAGAAAAGACAAUAAAAAGGGAGUUAAAAUUGAAAUUUCCUUAGAAGAAAUCCUACAAACUUCAGAAAUGAAACUUGAGGAUGCUGCCCAAAGCCUCGGAGUUAGCAAAUCUACAUUGAAGCGUGUAUGUAGGGGUUAUCGUAUCAAGAGGUGGCCACCUCGCAAGAAAAACAAGGUUGUUUGCUCUCAGCUCAAUGAAUCGGCCCCGUGUGUUGAUCUGGAACAAAGCUCACAAUUGUAUCUUGAUGAUCUUCCUUCUGCUCAACCCUUAGCUACUAUUGUUCACACCGAGCCACAUGAUACAACGAUGCAAGAUGCCAAUGUUGUGACUAUAAAAGCAAAAUAUGCAGAAGGUAAUGCAAUUAAGUUUCGUCUGUCUUUGUCAUCGAGGCUCAUAGAGUUGCAGCAAGAAGUGGCGCAGAGGCUAGACCUAGAGGCUGGAACUUAUUGUGUCAAGUAUAAAGAUGAGGAUGGUGAUUUGAUUUUAAUAGCUUGUGAUGGGGACUUACAAGAUUAUAUGAGCGUUUCUAGAUCGGAAGGCAAAACUUGUAUUGUGGUAUUGCUUGAACCAAAGGUACCAAUUCCUGAUCAUCUAUAGGAGAGAAAAAAAGAGAGAAAAGAAGUUGCCAAUUUACCCACUGAACAAAUUGAAUCUUGCUAAAUAAGCACUUCCUUUUAAACUGCCUUAUCGUUAACUAAUGAGAUUUUACAUUUUGUGUAGUUAUCGUGGUAUUUCUUCUA
Camellia sinensis is the source of this 2855-nucleotide messenger RNA. RefSeq names its product protein NLP6. NCBI's taxonomy places the organism in Eukaryota, Viridiplantae, Streptophyta, Magnoliopsida, Ericales, Theaceae. The record is from RefSeq and is a predicted model, not a curated record. Gene Ontology annotation, molecular function: DNA-binding transcription factor activity; protein binding.